AUGAAGGCUUCUUUAAUCUCUGCUUUAUUCUUGCUCGCAACCGCCUCUUUGGCAGCUGCUGCGCCAGUUGAACCAACUUCGUCGAAUUCAGUUGCUGUAAAACCUCAUCAUCCUCAACAUAAAAUAGAAGGAAAAAUUCAUCAAGCUCAACAUAAAACAAAAGGAAAAACCCAGCAUCCUAACCAUCUUCAACAAAAAAGAGAAAGUCAGAAGAAUCAUCUCCAUAAAGAAGCGCACAAAAAAUUACAUACAAAACCAAAGACUGAGCCAGUUUCAGUUCAACCUCAACAAAAAAGAGAUCUUAAAAAGAAUCUUCACCAUAAAGAAGCGCAUGGCAAAAAAUUGCAUAAAAAACCAAAGACUGAACCAGUUUCAGCUCAACCUGCCAAUACAAACUAG
This is a messenger RNA of Ambispora leptoticha, 399 nucleotides long. Lineage: Eukaryota; Fungi; Glomeromycota; Glomeromycetes; Archaeosporales; Ambisporaceae. The record is from the annotation of a GenBank genome assembly.